Aspergillus puulaauensis is the source of this 2721-nucleotide messenger RNA. RefSeq lists its product as uncharacterized. Lineage: Eukaryota; Fungi; Ascomycota; Eurotiomycetes; Eurotiales; Aspergillaceae. The record is from RefSeq and is a predicted model, not a curated record. The transcript has a single exon. The coding region runs from base 1 to 2721 and encodes 906 amino acids.
AUGGCGUACAACACCGUUUCCCAGGCCGACCAUGACCUGCCUUCCGACUCUGACGACUCCAGGGGUCCGUCGCCGCAAGCGCAUGCCCAUUCUGCCUCAUUCGAGCAAAACGCGGAUCACAUCGAUGGCGCGGGCCAUAUGCAGCCUGCGGAAGCCGAAAACAGCGUUCAAUCCAUCGGCUCCAUGAUUCGCUUGAUGAGAGCUCCAAGUUACGAUGUGGUCGAGGACGACGAUUAUGAAGUAGUAGCCGAUCCUUCAACAGGGCCGGACUUCAAUAGUCCCAGUAGUCCCAACGUUAGCCCCCCUCGCCUUCAUGCGCCUGAUACACCCCCGACCGAGGACCGCGCGGAGCUACGAACACCUACUACCGAACACUCUGUCCCCCUCAGUCAUCCAACUCCCGGGCUUCAGUCACUGCAAGGAGCAUACCUUCAUAAUGUGGAGAGGCUAGAGAAAUCGGCCGAACGUUUAAGCUUGAGCUCCGCAGAUAUCGGGAGCGAGAUUCGCAGGAUGGAUCUCGAACAAAGAAGAAGGGCCUCAAGUGCUGGGUCGGCCUCCAUUUAUACUUCUCAGGAUGGACUCUCUCAUCGCGACUCGAUGCAGUCGGGGACUCGUCUUGCUCAACUCUCAGAACAUCAUGCCCUGGAGGAAUUCUCCGAAAACCGAACGGCUCAAGCUCUCGCUCACUCUUACCUUCCUCCGCUCCCUGACCCGGUCCCCUUGACGACAACCGAUAUCAACCAGAACGCGCAGUACCACGCAGAUAUGGGCCAGAUGCAGAUGGAGCGACCCUCUUCAGCUGCAUCGGGCGAUACAUACCGUCAAGCCAGGGUGUUGUUCAAUGACUUCGACGGUGUCCAUUAUGUUCCUCUUGACAAGGGCUUGGAACUUGCACGCCAGCUAUCACUGACCAGACCCCCCCUGGCCGUCGGGGCGGAGUCGGACAAACAGCCACAAGAAGGGAAGGAUAUGGUCUUCUACCCAGCACCCGUACCAGUGAUGCUUAACCUACCGCCUAAGCUUUCCCAGCGUCCAGGUCAAACAGAACGAGAGAAGCGACGCACGCAGCUUCUCGAUGCGGUUGCGGCUGAUAACAGGAAAUCGGCUCCAUACCUGUCCGAGCAAGGCCAGCCCGCGGGGAACGACCGCAGACAGACUAAACAGUUGUCCGAUUUACCCCCGCAUCUUCGUGCCAGCGUCUUCUUCGAAGCCCCAAGUGCAUCAAUUGACAUCGAUCAUACCCAGACCUCUGCCGUUGCAACUCUUGACAGUAUUCUUGAUGCAUCGACAACAGCCCCUGUCACUGCGUUUACGGACCAUCCUUUCGCGGGGCCUUUGCGCCCAGAAAUGUAUAGCAGCGCGAAACAUGGGAAACUCCCUAAAAGCGUGCCUAAGGACCCGCCCAGAGAGCGAAAUAGACUGAGGCGUAGGAGCGCCCUUGAUUUGGUACAGCAACCCUCAGGUUCGGAUUUGCGGUCAGGUUCGCCCGCAACGCACAAUUUAUAUCCCAGCACAGAGGCGGAAGCCGUGGGGACACAUGAGCGUAGCUCUCUACGCAGGCACAACAGCGAGUCGGACUCUAGUGGCUCAGAGAAUUCCGAGGAGAGUUCGAGCAGCGAAGACGAUACUGACGGCGACAAUGACGAGCAACUUCAAUUUGUAGGGCAACCAGCUACCUUACUUGCGGAAUUAGAGAAACGAAAGCACGAUCUCAAACAGAGGCGCCGAACUGCAGCGAACGUUGUCGGCAUGCAGUCUACCCUUCUCGAGCUGGAUGCCGUGGCGGCUAAACAGAGCGAGCAUAGACGGCAGAAACGCAUCGCCCUUGCUUGGGAACACCCGGAAGCUGCUCAUCAUAACGAUGAAGAUGAGGACGAAGAUGUCCCUCUUGGCAUGCUUUUCCCCGACAAAUCUCACGCCGCCGACGAGGCACGACCGCUAGGACUUAUGGAAAAGAGAGAAGUGGAAGAAGGUGAGCCGCUGAGCAGGCGGCGCGCGCGAUUAAGAGGCGAGCCGCUGCCUCAAAUUCUCGACCGACGUCCUAUGACUAUGCACUCUCAGAUCGCCCAAAGCGCGCUCGCUCCGAACCAAGAAGAUGAUAGUGGCGAGGAGGGGGAAACUCUCGGUCAGCGGUUACGACGACUUAAGGGCCAUGAACGCAACGUAUCCAAAGCCGAUACCGACUUCACUACUGAGCUAUUAGCAGAGUUCGACCACCUGAAGGAGGACGAAAGCAAAGACAACCAGAAUGAGCCUUCUCAGGAGGACGAAACUCUAGCAGAAAGGCGAGCUCGCCUCAAAAAGGAGGCGCUUGAAAAACGGAAUUCAGGGCUCAAAAUUCCCCGGUAUAGAAAGAGUAUGGCUGAUAUUUUUUCUGCCCCACGUCCGUCCACUGCUAGUCAACAAUCUUUGCUACAGGAGGUCCCUGGUCCCCAAGGGCUUAAUCACCAGCGGUCUUUCGAUAAUCGAAUGUCCAUGCAACAGUUUCCGCCAGGUCCGCCAAAGACAUCAGCAGGGUUCUCACAAUACCAAGCAGCCAGUCUGGCGGGUCCACAUGGCUACCAAAUGGCACACCCAAAUACUUUCUACAGUGAUGCAAUUUUGGGCAACGGAAACCUAAGUUAUGCGGUGCCACCCAAUAUGCAUGCCAACACCGUACAACAGCCGGUUAAUCCGGGACAACGAGCAGUUAUCGACCGCUGGAGGCAGAGCAUCGUCUGA